AUGUCGUCGAUGCGGAAUGCCGUCUAUCGACGGCAACACCGCGAGCGUGGCCAGCUCGAGGGCCGUGAAAAAUGGGGUAUCUUGGAAAAGCACAAGGAUUAUGCCCUCCGUGCCCGUGACUAUAACAUGAAAAAGGCAAAACUGCAGCGCCUGCGCGAGAAGGCCCGCGACCGCAAUCCAGAUGAAUUCGCCUUUGGCAUGCUCUCGGCCCGAACUAGUAAGCAGGGCCGCCAUGGGGCGCGCGAUACCGUGCCGCUCAGCCAGGACGCCGUGAAAUUGCUCAAGACACAGGAUGCGGGUUACUUGCGAGUCGUGGGGGAGCGUGUACGCAGGGAGAUGGAACGCCUUGAGAAGGAUGUGCAGCUACAGGAGAGCAUGCAGAAGGUUCUCGACGGUGGAAAUCGACGCCCUUCUCGGUCUGAUGAUGAUGACGAGGACGACGACGACGACGAAGUAGACGGUUUCGGAAAGAACAGAAAGAUUGUGUUUGCAGACAGUCGGGAAGAGCAGAAAAAGUUAGGACGACUAGAAGAUGAUGAGGAUGAGGAUGAGGACGAAGGGGAAGAAGACGACGAAGAAGAUGAUUCUUUCGAACGACAGCAACAGCAGCAGCAGCAGCAGCAACAGCAACAAGCGAAAAAAUCAAAGAAACAACUCGAAGCCGAACGGCAAGCCUUCCUCGAAAUGCGCGCCGCUAACCGACUCAAACGUCGAGCGGCAGAGGUACGGCGCAACCGCCUCAAGGCGCUCAAGAAGCAGCAUGCCGAGAUCACGGCCGCUGAGCGAGAGCUGGACUGGCAGCGCGGGAAACUGGAGCAUUCCGUCGGAGGGGUGAACAAGCAUGGUAUCAAGUGGAAGAUUCGGGAGCGGAAGAGGUAG
Molecule: messenger RNA, 879 nt
Organism: Rasamsonia emersonii CBS 393.64
Lineage: Eukaryota; Fungi; Ascomycota; Eurotiomycetes; Eurotiales; Trichocomaceae
Product: U3 small nucleolar RNA-associated protein Utp11
Exons: 2
Coding region: 1-879 (292 amino acids)
Biological process (GO): rRNA processing
Cellular component (GO): small-subunit processome; nucleolus
Source: RefSeq, a predicted model, not a curated record